AAUCAUUUGGGCCAUGUACAUACGGAAGAUAGCGUUCACUUUUUGAUCGAGAACAGCAGCCUCAGUUUGGCUCAGGAUGCCGAAAUUGAGCUGCAUUUGUUGGUGAAGUUUAACGAAAAUGGCAGGGUUCCGGAUGUUUCGGAGAUAAACCUCAACGGUCGAAACAUGUGCUCGCAGCGAAAGAGAAGAGUAUCAGCCGAGACUGAAGCUUCGACCGGAAGUUUUGAGGUUAGAACUUCCCGACCGUUUAUUACUACUACAACGAGCUCGACGGAUGCACCCUAUCCGCUGGUGAGAACGUCGCCAAAACCCGACACUUUCGAAUCCCCCGACGAAAGUCAAUGUGCCGCGGUUUCCGGGACUUCAACAUCAGGUGGGACGAAAAUUCAAAGUCGUAUCCUUGGAGGUGUAUCAGCUAAAUCCGGAGAAAUUCCAUGGCACGUGGCCAUCUUUUAUGAUGAUCAAUAUCAAUGCGGCGGAAGUAUCAUUUCUCGACGAGAUAUUCUAACAGCAGCUCACUGUCUAACCAUGGAGAACACGAAUCAAACUUUGGAGUUGGAACUUUUCAAGGUCUAUAUCGGCAUCGUUGAUCUGGGUUCGGUGGACGAUUACUUCUACCACACCGUAUCGGAGGCCAUGAUUCAUUCCGAUUACAACGCUGCUCAGCACACGACCGAUAUCGGGGUUUUAAAGUUGAAAAGGGAUAUCAUUUUCAACAAUUUUAUCAAACCGGUCUGUCUAUAUCCGAAUACCACGGACAUUAGUUCGUUUUUUAAUCGAUACGGAAAGGUCGCCGGGUGGGGACUUACCAGAAAUGGUGUGGUAAGCAACUCGCUCAACUACCUUGAUAUGCCGGUAGUUUCGCAGAAGAAGUGCUCACAAACCAACGUACAAUUCAACACCGUGCUGGCUUAUGGAGAGUCGUUCUGUGCGGGACAUGCCGAUGGAAAUUCAGUUUGCAAUGGAGACAGUGGUGGUGGACUAGUGUUUGAGGAUAAUAACCGAUACUACUUACGAGGUAUUGUGUCGAUUAGCGCUACGAAACGCAACCAGUUGAUGUGCGAUCCGAAUCGGUACUCUGUUUUCACCGAUGUGUCCAAGUUUCUCCGGUGGAUUCGAUUUAACAUGGAUUAGGUAGUUGGUUGGAAUACACCGAAAAUCUUUCUGAGAUUUUAGUUAAGAUAUGUACUUCUAUUUAAUUAGUGGAACACAACAAAACGUUACUCUAUUAUAAAUACAGUAAAAUCACAUAUAAUUGAUGUAAAAUUUGUUUUUUUUUAAAUAGAUUAAUUUUCUAUGGAAA
This is a messenger RNA of Uranotaenia lowii, 1303 nucleotides long. Its product is annotated as venom protease-like. Gene Ontology annotation, biological process: proteolysis. The transcript is spliced from 4 exons. The annotation marks the transcript as partial. The record is from RefSeq and is a predicted model, not a curated record. Gene Ontology annotation, molecular function: serine-type endopeptidase activity. NCBI's taxonomy places the organism in Eukaryota, Metazoa, Arthropoda, Insecta, Diptera, Culicidae.